UAGGAAGGACAGUUGGUAGCCUCAGUGUUUGUGUUGGUGCUGGAGACGAAGCGGCCUGGGUCAGCUGAGGCAGCAACAGGUUCAAGGAGUGAUACCCACUAGUUUUACCGCCAUUUAAAACACCAACCAAUUAAUUAAAAAAUGGGAGAUGCAUCAACAUCAGAAGUAAAGGAUGUUCGUCCACUUGUUUAUGUGACCGGCUUUGGCCCCUUCCCAUCACAUGACGUCAAUGCCAGCCAGUUGGCUGUUGAGGGUCUCAUGAAUACGGACCUAGAAAGUGAACUAGGAGUGAAAUUAGUUACUGAAAUAGUGAAAGUGGAAUAUGAUUAUGUUCAGAAGAUUGUACCCCAGCGAUGGAAAGACUUGCAGCCAAAGUUGACUGUGCAUGUAGGAGUAUCAGGCCUAGCAGAAACGUUGACCUUGGAACAAUUGGCCCACAACACUGGCUAUAAUAGGCAGGAUAAUUGUGGGUGUUUUCCCCACAAAGGUCUUUGUGUACCAGAUGGGGAUGAAGUGAUCCAAUCAGGAUACGAAUGGAUUUGAUAUCCAGUGCCAUUAACAAAAUAACAAACUCAAGCUUCCAUGUGCUAAGUCUACUGAUCCAGGCAGAUGCGUGAAAACAAAAGGUCCCACUAGCUGC
Molecule: messenger RNA, 640 nt
Organism: Homarus americanus (American lobster)
Lineage: Eukaryota; Metazoa; Arthropoda; Malacostraca; Decapoda; Nephropidae
Product: pyroglutamyl-peptidase 1-like
Exons: 5
Coding region: 142-543 (133 amino acids)
Biological process (GO): proteolysis
Source: RefSeq, a predicted model, not a curated record